UCGGACAUGUUUAUACAGUUGUUUUGACUGAGAAGAUUUGGUUAGGUAUUUUUGUUUGGAAAUGGGCGAUAGAGCGAGACGUGACAACCCAAAAGUCGUAAAUAACCCUUUGUUAUUUGCUGCUGGGAGUGGCUUUCCAUUCGAAAACUUUUCGGAAAAUCCUCUUCUAGUGCCUGUCUCUCAAGCGGAUCCUGUAUUGCCAGAUGAUAUUGAAGCUGAUAGUUUCAUUGGGCAAGAACCACAGACAUCUGCAACUGGGCUGCCACGAGUACCUAACAUCAGUGUCCCAAAACUAUUCUCACCACUGAACAAUCAGCAACAAAAUGCUCCCUCGAGUAGUUUUCACCUGAUAGGUACAACAAGCAUAGACAGUAGCAGAACAUCCCCUGGAGUGCAAAACAUACCUCUGAAGCCUCCUUCACCUCCAGCACAGCAAACUGACGGAAGUAUAACUGUCGUGAAGGAUCUGCCUCCAGCAAUACCUGCACCACAGCCUCUGGAAACAGUUGGUCUUCCUUCUGGAGGUCCACCAGCACAUUCUCUUGCGCAGCCUGCUACUCAGACAUCGUUUCCUGCACCUGUGGCAUCAUUUCAGUUGACCAGCCCACCUCAGCAAGAAGUACAUAUUCCUGAUCGUCCACCUCAGAGUACACCACUUUACACUGGGACAAAUACUUUUCGCCUAGGUCAUCAGAAGAGACCAGUGUAUGCUCAACCACCCGGACUUUCAUGGUCUCCGGUUUCUGCACCUCCUUUGACUGCAAAUACUUCAACAUUACCGCCACUUACACAGUCAGUCACAAAUUCAGCUCAAAUAUUUCAGCCUAUUCAUAUACAUGAGAAAAUGGCUUCUCCAAAUGAACCUCAGCCGGUUGCAGCCUCUGUUGGAUCCGUUCAGUAUCAGUCUCCAAUUACUAACGGUUCUGGAGCACCUACUGUUUCACCACAGUCAUUUACUGGACAAAUGAAUGCAGGUUCAGUCUAUAGACAAGUUUAUCAUCACUGGUUUUUCAAAAAGGAAGUUGAGACAAAAGUUGUAUGGAAACCUUUCAGCAUGUCAGAUUCUCUUGCAUUGGAGGAAGCUUUUACUUCAUCUGAUCUUUCACCAGAGACAGUGGUAUCAACAGAUGGAGGCCGAUAUGAUGUCAACAUUUUGAGGCGGCAGAAAAUGGCUGUUUACUGGGAAGAAAACCCCACAGAAGUACGUCGUUGUUCAUGGUUUUCAAAGGGCUCUCUUGAUAGUAGAUAUAUACCAUACGAUGAAAAUGUUUCUGCGAGGUUGGAAGAAGAGUAUAAAGUAGCCACAGUGACAAACAGCUGGCAUCAUCGUGUGGAAUUAUCGAAUGGGGAGCAUAUUAUUUUUCAUGGGCCUAAUGUAAUGGUUCAGUUUCCUCAAGCUACAUCACCUGAUGCUUGGGGCCACACACCUCAAAUACCAACAAAACCUCGCAUAGUGAAACGAGGAGUUGAUGAAUUCGAAAUUGAUGAAGGAGAACCUGACAGAAUAGACCAUCUUCUGUUUCUUGUUCACGGAAUAGGAUCAGUGUGCGAUUUGAGAUUCCGACCUGUGGUAGAAGUUGUUGAUGAUUUUCGGUGUAUUGCUCUGCAACUGCUCCAGUCUCAUUUUAAAUCGUCUUCUGAACAAGGGAUUGUCAACCGCAUAGAAAUAAUCCCUGUUUCCUGGCAUUCAAGUCUGCAUAGUGAAGAUACUGGUAUUGACAGAAAGUUGAAGAGUAUCACUCUACCAAGUAUUCCAAAACUGCGGAAUUUUACAAAUGAUACAAUAUUGGAUGUGUUAUUCUACACAAGUCCUGUUUACUGCCAGACUAUUAUGGAUACUGUAGGAAAAGAGCUGAACCGUUUGUAUGAUUUAUUUCAAGAAAGAAAUCCUAACUUCAAGGGUGGAGUUUCAGUUGGAGGCCACAGUCUUGGCACUGUAAUAUUGUUUGAUCUUCUUUGCAACCAAAAGGAUCAUUCAGGCAAAAACACAGAAGAACCCAACUCUGAAUCAAGGGAAGGAUCAGAAGGCAGAAACUGUGAUACUGAAGGACAAGGUAAUUCAACUCCUGUCGCAGAACCAAACCACUCGCUCCUGCAGAGGAGGUUGAGUAGACGAAUAAGCUAUGUUAUGGGAAAUGCUGGUACAGGGCAACCAUACAUCUCAUAUCCCCAUUUACAGUUUACCCCAACGGCAUUUUUUGCACUUGGAUCUCCAAUUGGAAUGUUUGUAACAGUGAGAGGCAUAGAUGCACUGGGAGAAGAUUUUCAUUUUCCAACUUGCCCAGCAUUUUUCAAUAUAUUCCAUCCAUUUGAUCCAGUUGCAUAUCGUAUAGAGACAUUAAUCAAUCCAGAAUUUGAAAAUCAGAAACCUGUGCUGGUUCCUCAUCACAAAGGAAGGAAGAGAAUGCACUUAGAGCUGAAGGAGACUGUGAGCCGCAUGGGAGCCGACUUAAAACAAAUGUUGCUAGACUCUGUUCGCAGUACAUGGAAUACUGUCUACCAACUGGCAAUGUUUCACAAAAAUGAUGACAAAGCCUUGGAGCAGGAGAUGAAUAAAGUCUUGGAAGAGGAGAUGAAGAAAAAGGAGACUGAAACUUCACAGGCAGCUGAUGCGGAGGCAGCAAAUUUAUGCAUUGGCCGGCUGAAUGGUGGGAGAAGAGUUGACUAUGUACUGCAGGAGGCACCUUUUGAGAGUAUCAAUGAAUAUAUUUUUGCUAUGGGCAGCCAUGUUUGCUAUUGGGAAUCUGAAGACACAAUACUUAUGGUUUUGAAAGAGAUCUAUGCUACAAUGGGAGUACCACCUGACAGCCAUUCAAUACAGCAAAACAUACCGAUUGACAGGGAGCCAAAAACUAACACAGAUCCAGAUAUUUAUAAUGAACUAUCAUAUUUUGAUGGCUCAGAACCACCAACAGGAUCUGCUUCAUCUGCCAGUGGUACCUCAACUUCGUUCAGUACCCCAAAUCCUUCACAUCCAGGUGGACUUCAGCCGAAAGUGUCUAGCCACUCUCUGUAUCCAUCCACCCAACAAAAUGAGCCUGAGAGAACUGUAGGUAUGGACCCAACAGCCCCACUGACAGAAAAUAAGAAUUUAGGGCCACCACCAAUUUCAGGUUUUGUGAGAAAAUAAACGUACAAGCUUUUAUUGCAGACUGCUGAAAUAUUUGCCAAUGAACAAGUAUGUUGCACAUAACACAAGUAUAUAUUGCACAAAAUGGUGAUGUCGUCUUGUAUACAUAAUUAAAUGCUGUGUUAAGCUAUUUUCAUCUCUCUAUGGGAUUUCAAAUUUUAAUAUUUAUUUUUCAUGUAAAAUAUUGUACAGUUUGUUGUUGAGUUGCUAGACUUACAGUAUUUAUGUGCAGUAUUUAUUGUGUUUCAAUGCAGUUGAACAGUCAUUUUGAAAGGUAUUUUGUUUGGUGUCAGAGUGAAUGUACUGAAGGGAAUAUGUGCAAUGUUGUCUCUGUAGUUCUGGUGUAUUGUUUUUAAUUCAGAGAAAGGGAUUUGAUUUCUUGGUAAUGCUUACAUAAUGCAACACAGCCGUAACACAAGUUUUCCUGGUCAUUAAGCAAAAAAAGUAUUUAUCUCUAUGGUCCCACUGGUAACUUUGUUUCCAACCAAUGCAGAUUAUGUAACGUAACAUUACUGAAAGUGACAGUGUGGUGCAGAAGUUGUGAUUUUAAAUUGGUUGCAUCUAAUACAUACUUCUGUGAAAACUCGAGCCUUUUUAUGAGAGUGGAAUCACAGUAAAAUAAUUGUGGAGGUAUGCCGAGAAUCAUCAUACUUCAUGUCAAAAUGGAUAGCUUUAACAUUUGUAACUAUUGUACAUAUUUUUUUGUAAUACUUCGAUACAUUAUGUAAUGUAUGUGUGUGAUAUAAAUAUCAACGUUAUUUUUGUUAUAAAAAUUUAGUCGCAUAUGGUGACAUUAUGAAAUAACUCUAAAUAAAAUGAUCUUGUUGUUAUA
This is a messenger RNA of Schistocerca nitens (vagrant locust), 3962 nucleotides long. It is a transcript of the gene PAPLA1, whose product is annotated as phospholipase DDHD2. Gene Ontology annotation, molecular function: metal ion binding. NCBI's taxonomy places the organism in Eukaryota, Metazoa, Arthropoda, Insecta, Orthoptera, Acrididae. The record is from RefSeq and is a predicted model, not a curated record. Gene Ontology annotation, cellular component: COPII-coated ER to Golgi transport vesicle. The transcript has 13 exons. The coding region runs from base 62 to 3130 and encodes 1022 amino acids.